ACUUGCCUGGGCUAGGCGUAUAGAUCAGCCUUUACGUCGGCUUUACUACGAGAAUCUCCAGCUGGCGUGUUAGAUAGACGAUUAGAGACAUGGAGCUGUAGCACUGUGUAUAAGGCGUGUAAACUUAGCGUAGACAAAAACAACGAGCGUUGUAGAAACCUAUUUAGCGUACUGACUCGGAUCAUUUUUUACCGCACUACCCACACGUGGAUAAGGCAACACCAUAGUCUUCUGUACCGGCGUAUAUCAAUACUAUGGAGAGUUCCCGUUGAUUCUAUAACAGGAGCCUUUAAGCUGAAGGUGUGAUAUGCAUCGAUGUUUUAUGCUGCCGUGAAGCGUGGAUAAGAGGACUGGCCAGAACGUAUGUUGAACCAUUCACCUGAAACAAUGACCUCUGUGGCCCCAGCUGGCAGUAUAAACAGAGACGAAAGUUUACAACUCCUAAAUCUCAAAGAACACUAUGAAAUCAUCAAGGAACUUGGGCGUGGGACGUAUGGUAAAGUGGUGCAGGCCAAAUGUCGGCACACGGGCGCCAAAAUCGCGCUCAAAAUUCUUCCAAAAUCGAACACAAAGAUUAAAGAGUUCCAACGCGAGUUCAAUUACAGCUACUUUCUCUCGCCACACGCCAACAUCGUAGACACAUACAAUGUGGCCUUUGAGACCCGAAGUUCAUACGUUUUUGCUCAAGAGUUUGUGCCACUCGGGGAUCUCUUUGAAGCCAUCCCUCCUCAAGUUGGCUUGACGGAAAACCAGGCCAAAAACUGUAUCAAACAGGUCGCCUCAGCUUUAGAAUUUAUGCACAGCAAGUACCUCGUUCAUAGGGAUAUUAAACCAGAGAACAUUCUGGUCUUUGAUAACGAUCUGACCAAGAUUAAAUUGAUGGACUUCGGUAUGACGAGAAAGGAAGGGACAGUGAUACGGAAAAUGAGCGGAAGUAUUCCGUACACACCGCCUGAGAUUUGUGAAGCGGUGCGAAAUGAGAGCAUUACUGUAUCAAUGAGCGGGGACGUAUGGGCGUUCGGAGUGCUAUUGUUCUGUAUGCUGACGGGGAAUUUUCCAUGGGAACAUGCGGAUAUCAGAGAUGUAUACUUUAAUGAGUUCUCUGGGUGGCAGAGGAGGAAAACAACAAAAAUUCCGUCUCAGUGGCGGAAAUUCACGCCAAGACUGAUGCGAUAUUUUCGCAAAGUGUUGGACGGGAAGGCAGACCGACGGUGUGCCGUAAAGGAAAUCCAGAAGUAUAUUAAUGACUGUUGGGUGGUUCAGAGUAAGGACAAUCACCAGAGUGAGGAAGAGGGCAGUGACAGCGGCAGUGAUCAUAUGGAACAAUUAACCACAAUCCUGGCUGAACAUGGCAUCAGCACACAAGUGGACAAACGUCUUCGAGAGAGGCGAAUCUCGGAGUGGCUACUGUCCUUUUGAGGCAAAGCCGUUAUACGAGUACACUUCUCCGGUCACUGGGGAUACACGCACCUUUUACUGGACUAUAUUACUUCGUCCCAUCACGUCAUCCAGGCUGUCAUGUUACAGAUCUAUAUGCCUGUCAAUUUUGUAUCAUGGUCAUUUGUGCGGUUGGUUAUUUUUUCUAGCAGCAACAUUUUCGCAAGUGAUGACAUGUUUUAUUUGUGAUAUCCCAUUUUCCAGAUAUGUUACAAUGAUAGAUCCAAAAGCCAAGGUAAUCAUCUGAUGGUAUUAGCCAACAUAUUGUGAUAGUUUAGCUGAUUCGUGGGAAAACGCCAAAGUAUAUAGCAAAGUUUAACCGCCAUCGCUUUAUCCAUACCAUAGACCGAAACAACAUAAGUGAGCUUUGACUGCUUGAGGCGGCAACAUGGUGCAUAACAUACCCGUCUGAACUUUACAUGUACGUUACAUAUAUUGCUCAUUUAUGGUGCUAUUGUGUAGGUCCAUAUGUAUUCUAUAUAACCAAUGCCAAGAAUGUACAUAAUCAUAUAUUAUAUCAUAAUAUUAUAAAAUAUAUCUAUCUACAUGUAUGUAUAUUUACUUGACGACUUGGGAUAUCUAUAUGACAGUGAGUAUUCUAUCCAUACUGUCUAAGAUGGACGUCUUGUUUACAACUGAGACAUGACGUACAUUUUACUAUACAAAGGUAUAUUAUAGGGGAAGCCCCUAUGCCCUGUUGAAGGCAACACUGCUGAUGCAAUAGUGUAAACUGUUUACCUCGGCAAGACAAUGUUUCCCAGUCCUCUUGGCGAUAUAAAAAUGAUUUGUUAUG
Molecule: messenger RNA, 2230 nt
Organism: Liolophura sinensis
Lineage: Eukaryota; Metazoa; Mollusca; Polyplacophora; Chitonida; Chitonidae
Product: serine/threonine-protein kinase SBK1-like
Exons: 2
Coding region: 364-1419 (351 amino acids)
Biological process (GO): protein phosphorylation
Molecular function (GO): ATP binding; protein serine/threonine kinase activity
Source: RefSeq, a predicted model, not a curated record